Ooceraea biroi (clonal raider ant) is the source of this 1311-nucleotide messenger RNA. It is a transcript of the gene Su(P), whose product is annotated as prostaglandin E synthase Su(P). Lineage: Eukaryota; Metazoa; Arthropoda; Insecta; Hymenoptera; Formicidae. Gene Ontology annotation, cellular component: mitochondrion. Gene Ontology annotation, molecular function: prostaglandin-E synthase activity. The record is from RefSeq and is a predicted model, not a curated record.
GCAUACAAUCAUCGAAUUUCUGCGCACUGCUUCAUAACCUAAAAAUGGCUGCGAUACACAAACUUAUUCAGUUCACGCAAAGAGCAAAAUUCAUUAAGAAAUGUUACGUGAACGAGAUUGGAAAUCUACGAUCAUUUUGCACGAUGGUGCAGCAGCCGCAGAAGGCACAAAACUUAACGAGGAUCGGUUUGAUCGGUGCAGCUACCGGCAUCGUCGUCGGCGGAGGUUAUGCCUACUACAAGAUCAGCGAAGCUCGUAAAAACGUCUCUUUGGAAGGAAAGCAGGCGGAAAUGGUGCUGCUGAAGCACAAACCACCUCUGACUCCGUCCAGAAAAAUUGUAUAUCCAGUGGACACAACUGGCUUGAAACUUACGUUAUUUCAGUAUCAAACAUGCCCAUUUUGCUGUAAGGUUAGAGUUUUCCUAGAUUACUAUGGGAUAUCCUACGACGUCGUGGAGGUAGAUCCAGUGCUUCGUAAGGAGAUUGGAUGGUCUUCUUAUAAAAAGGUUCCAAUUCUCUUGACUCGAGUCGAAGAAGAGUAUCGACCUUUGAACGACAGCACCAUGAUAAUAUCGCUUCUUGCGUCGUACUUGCGUGACUCGUCGUACAAGAUUGAAGAAUUGGCUGAAUAUUACCCAAGUGUAGGAAUACACGAUGACAAGGGCAAAUUCAAAUACGAAAUCAUAAAUAAGUACUUUCUGAUGAACAAACAAUUUCCAAAAGACAGGACGAUGGAUAAUCUAAAUGAGGAACGUUACUGGCGAAAAUGGGCGGACGAGACGUUCGUCCACAUGCUUUCACCAAAUGUAUAUAGAACACUCGACGAAUCCUACAGAACCUUCAAUUGGUUCUCGGAGGUUGGCAAAUGGGACGAGUACUUCCCACUGUGGGAACGAUUGUUGAUAGUGAACGUGGGCGCAAUGGCCAUGUGGCUGAUAGGAAAGAGGCUCAAGAAGAGGCACCGUCUAAAGGACGACGUCCGGCAGUCGCUGUACGACGAAGCGAAUAACUGGCUGCGCGCUAUUCGCGUACGCGGUACCACGUUCAUGGGCGGCAGCAAGCCCGACCUGUCCGAUCUUGCGAUGUACGGCAUUCUGAAGAGUAUCGAAGGCUGCGACGCUUUCCAGGACUUGUUAAAUCAUACCAAGAUUAGCGUUUGGUACGACGCUGUGAAGGAGCAAGUCGAUGCACAUUCUGGUAGCGCGAAUUUCGGUAGAUAAUAUAUUAAUAAUAAUAACAAUUGCCGCGUACAUAGAGUUAUUUAUUUACGUAUUAACUGAUAUAAUGACGUGAUUAAAUGAUAUAUCAGUA